Molecule: messenger RNA, 7625 nt
Organism: Equus caballus (horse)
Lineage: Eukaryota; Metazoa; Chordata; Mammalia; Perissodactyla; Equidae
Gene: AGMO
Product: alkylglycerol monooxygenase
Biological process (GO): lipid biosynthetic process
Cellular component (GO): endoplasmic reticulum
Molecular function (GO): iron ion binding; glyceryl-ether monooxygenase activity
Source: RefSeq, a predicted model, not a curated record
UCUGAACUCGUUCUUGAUCUCUGUGUUUUCCUGUCUCUAUACAGAAUCUGCUGUUGGCUGUGCUGUCUACAGAGCUUUGUUUCUAGCUGUUCUCUGACAAAGGGCUUGUUCUGUGCAGCACAUCUCGUCCUCUUUGUUCAGCCUCUGGCUUCAAACACUGAAUCACAAAUAUUCUCCAGCUGGGAAUCAGACAAGGGCAGAGAUGAAGAACCCAGAAGCCCAACAGGAUGUUUCAGUUUCCCAGGGAAUUCGCAUCAUGUUUUACAUGAUGAAGCCCAAUGAAACGUCAUUCCGAACCCUAGAAGAGGUGCCUGAUUAUGUAAAAAAGGCAACUCCAUUUUUCAUUUCCUUGAUGCUGCUUGAACUGGCUGUCAGCUGGAUUCGAAAAGGGAAGCCACCAGGUCGUGUGGAUGAUUCGUUAACAUCAAUGUCAGCCGGUAUUCUGUCUAGGCUUCCACGGCUGUUUUCCAGGAGCAUUGAGCUGACCAGCUACGUUUAUAUCUGGGAGAACUACAGGCUCAUCGGCUUGCCGUGGGAUUCUCCAUGGACCUGGUAUUUAACUUUCUUAGCAGUUGACUUUGGAUACUACUGGUUCCAUCGCAUGGCCCAUGAGGUUAAUAUUAUGUGGGCUGGACACCAAACACACCACAGUUCUGAAGACUAUAACUUAUCCACAGCACUGAGACAAUCCGUUUUCCAAGUAUAUACUUCCUGGAUAUUCUACUCUCCCCUGGCCCUCUUCAUACCUCCUUCAGUAUAUGCUGUUCAUCUUCAGUUCAAUCUCCUCUACCAGUUUUGGAUCCACACAGAGGUCAUCGGUAACCUUGGUCCUUUGGAACUGAUUCUUAAUACUCCUAGCCAUCAUAGGGUCCAUCACGGCAGAAACCGUUAUUGCAUAGACAAAAAUUAUGCCGGCACUCUUAUUAUAUGGGAUAGAAUUUUUGGGACAUUUGAGGCAGAGAGUGAGAAAGUUGUAUAUGGUCUAACACAUCCCAUUAAUACAUUUGAACCAUUCAAGGUGCAGUUCCACUAUUUAAUUUACAUAUGGACUACAUUCUGGGCCACACCUGGAUUCUUCAAUAAGUUUUCUGUCAUAUUUAAAGGACCAGGAUGGAGUCCAGGUAAACCAAGACUUGGACUGAGUGAAGAUAUCCCAGAGGUCACAGGGAAGGAAGUUCCCUUCUCAUCACUGGCGUCUCAACUAAUAAAGAUAUAUGCAGUAGUACAGUUUGCUCUGUUGCUAGCAUUUUAUGAAGACACCUUCGCAGACAAAGCUGCACUAUCACAGGUCACUCUCCUUCUGAGGGUUUGCUUCAUUCUCCUGACCUUGACCUCCAUUGGACUACUUCUGGAUCAAAGACCUAAGGCAGCUCUUGUGGAAACUCUCCGUUGCUUGGUGUUCCUAACGCUGUGGAGAUUUGGUCAUCUGAAGCCUUUCAUCCCUUCCUUGUCAUUAGCUUUUGAGAUUUUUUUUUCCAUCUGUACUGCUUUCUGGGGAGUACGAAGCAUAAAACAACUUGCCUCUGGCCCUUGGAAAUAACAAGUUUGUACACAAUUCUCUUACUUUAAUCAGUUAUCCACAAUGUCAAUAUAUUACUACGGCCUAUGGAAACAUAAUUAUCUUACACAAUGAUUAUAUGAACUAUUUCUUUAAUGAAAGAUAGAUAUGCUUAUUUACUCUUGCUUGCUUUCCACGUUUAUUAUUUUCUGAUAAAUUAAAUUCAGCUGCACUUACUUCGCUUUAUUUCUAGGGUUUAAAACAUAUGAUUUCAAAUAUAAUGAUGUUAUAUCCACUGAUUGCAUCUAAGCCAAUGGAUACAAGAAAAGGAAGGGAGAAAACUUAAAAACAGGGAAAAGAAUGAAGAUUUCACUUGCGCUGAUUUGACAGCAACAUUUUCUUUGCUAUUGACUAAAAUUGUGCUUAGAUAUAUAUUUGUUGUCAUAAAGUGUAUUACGUUAGUUAUCUGCCUAAGGCUGUAUUUUCCUUUGAAAACUACGCAACCUAAGGAGCUACAUUACAGAAAAAGACAUCACUGAAAUGAAAAUGAAUUGAAUUUGUCAGAAUUCAUUUAUUCAACAGAUUAAUUUAUGAUACAUAUGUCUAAUAAAUUUGGCCAAUUUGUUUUAGCAGAUUGAGGAGCAAGUAGUAAUUCCGUUUUAUUUUAAAUUGCCACAACGGUGUUAAUAAAACUCUCUAAAUAAAAUUGCCCCAGGCAUUGUGUGUACGUUAUUCUUUGCAACUGUAAAAAUCUGCCAAGUGUUUCAUUAGGAGGGAACUGACAGGAUAAGCAGGGCAAGGUUCAAAGUAGGAGGACCGAAAACAGUUGGAUUUUUUUUCUUCCCUUCUUCCAAUAUUAGAUUUAAAGUCACAAUUUAAGUAACGAAAGUUAUAAGCACUAAAACAAUAAAUCGUGUUCUUCAUCAGAUUUGCCUAUAUUUAUCACUGGGUUAGACUGAUCAGUUCAUUAACCUUAUUUUAGAAAUAUGUUAUUUAACCUUUGAACAGGGAAAGUUUUGUGAAACUACUGAAAGAAUCAGACUGCGGGGGUCUAUGUGGACUCAUAAUGCAGAGUGCACAUCUGCUUUUUCACACUGGAAAAGCAGAGGAAGAUUGAAUUUUGCAUGAUGGAAAAAUUAGCAAAUUAUAUCCCAAGCGUCAGAAGUAGGGUCUUGCCGUUGCUUGAUUUGUCUUUUUAUACGUCUUAAUUUAACAAAGAGUUGGAGCAAAUACUUAAGCCCAUAACAAAUAUUACACCCUACUUUCAUCUCUUACCAAGAGUUCUAGGUAGACUUUGUGUAUAUAGAAUCAUGUUAAAGUAGGGAGCCCUCUGCUGGCUUGAAACUGCCAUAUUUAGAGCAUAAAAAUUCUAAAUACCCAUAUUCUACAUCCUAAAGACUCUUCAGUCUACAGGUUACAUCCUUUAAGAAUGGCAAAGAAAAGACAGGUUGAACAAAUCUUUAGGUAAGUUUUUAGUACAUCAGAAGAGUUUAAUGGUUUCCCCAUGAGUCAUAUAUAAAUAUGUAUACAUGCUUGAGUGUAUGUGAAUUAAUAGGAAUGGGCUAAAAAUGAGUUUAAUAAUGGAAAUAAAGAAUUCAAAAAUGAUAACAGAUGGUUUUAUGGUGAAGUUUAAUUUUCUUUAAGUAAAUUCAAAUUUGUCUAUCUCUCUUUUCUCUCUCAGCUACCCCUACUAUGAUCAUAAAUGAUUUUCUUUUAGAAAUGCAGACAUUUUCAAGCUACAAAUUUCCAAGCCAUUGAAAGUGGAAGUGAUGCCCAGAUAGGUAGCAUUCUCACGGCCUGUGUGUGUUAACUGGGGUGCUUUAGUUUUCACCUUCAACCUUGCUGAUUUUCCAGUCCAGGUUUCUCUUGCGGAGCGCUAAUACAUGAUGACAGAUCUUAUUACUGUUAUUAAUGUUUUAAAUUGAUCUUGAGCAAUGCCAUGUAAUUUAUGCUUACUCUUGACUGGAAGCACUUUGACUCUCUCAUUCUCUCAGGAGGAACAGCACUAAAAAUAGAUAGGACUCAUCAAUUACUCACCACUUCUAAAGCAGAGAUGCAAACUGACUUUGCAAAAAAUUAUGAAGAUUCUCAGAUUUGCUAAUCUACCAUAAGGAAGGAUAGAGAGAGGGAAGGCACUUUUGUUUAUUGAGUAGUACUCAAUUAGCAUUAUUUCAUUUGCCUCUAAAGUCUCUAAAAUCUCUCUAAAGAUUUUAAGUCUCUAAAAUCCUGGGAAUUAAGUGUUGUUAAUUAAGUGUUCUUUUACAGACAAGAAUUCUGAGAGGUUAAAAAGCUUGCUCAGGCCUAUGACACAUAAUCAGUGGCCAAAAGAAAAUUUAAAACCUCUGAAGGCCAACAUCAAAGUCCAUGAUGUUUGUCCCUUCCAUGAGGUCAGAAGUCCGAGGCAAAUCUUUAGAAGUCUAGGCUCAGCGGUUUAAGUUCAGAGCAAUUCCUAUUCAAUUUGAUGCUCCAAGGUGCACAAGAAAGUUCAGAGGAUAAGUAGUUAGGAUGCAUUGGUUGACUAGGUGAAUGACUACAGAACUUCUAAUCUUUCUGAGACUGGUAAGUUUUUUUAUAGGGUUGCUGUUUGUCUAAAAGAAGCCCAUACCUGUACUUGAUUUAAUUUGAUAGAAUUGCCCAUUACUUUAGUCUAAUUGUGCCAUUUGCUUCCCCUUCAUCUUAUUCUUUCUAAUUAUUUUUGUUAAGCUUAAUCUAAUCGUAUCAUGGCCAUGAUAUUCAGCAAAAUGUGGAUCUGUAAUUGUGUAUCUGAAAAUCAGGUAGUCACCGAAGUAUAGGAACUCUCGGUAUAUUUAACAUUGCCAGCUUGCAUCAUUGUUUAUUAGAGGUUCUCAAAUUUCACUCUACUGGUGAGGUAUAAUUCAAACAUUCAGUGUGGAAUCUGCAAUAGAACCAUUGAGUGGAAUUCUUUAUGGUAUGGUUUGCAUUAUGGUGUAUAGUAAUGUGACUUAUUAGGGACAGCAACAGUAGUUAGAAAAUGAGCUCCCUUUUUUAUGCCUACUCUUCUAUUUCUUCAUAUUCAUAGCUUCCAGAAUCCCAAGGAAAGAUAGAAAACACAGAGGCUAGUCUGGCUUUCAGAAUCUUAAAGCAUUUUUGCUGUCAGGAUUGUUAGCAGCACUAUGGAAGCAGCCUGGGCUCUACUUAAUCCUGCCUCAAUGAAAGGAAAACUGAACAGACAAUAUUCUAUCUAUUGUUAGAAUAUUUUUUCAAAUCUCGCUCCAGUCUGCCACCAUUCCUUCUCUGUAGCGUAGCAAAUUAAACUCUCCCAUCCCCGAAGACUCAAUUAGAAAAAAUUGUUAGCAAAAGAUGCAAAUAAGCAAGAACUGAUGAUAUUCUUGUGUCUUUUUUUUGGAAUUCCACAGCUCUAACACCUCUUUAGCCAGAAUUUCAACCAUUCCAGACACCCCAAUAUCUGUCAAUCAUAAAUUCAUUUUGGGGGUAUGUUCUCCCUUUUAGCACCAAUAAAUCCAAAAUUCUAACUUGCAGAGAUUUACAUUACAGAAACAGGAAGAAGCAGUCUUUGUCUUUAUGCAUCAGGAUUAUCUGAGGAUCUUGUUAAAAAUGCAAAUUCCUGGUAGGAACAUUGGAAUUCUGAUUUAGUGAGAUUCAAGUGGUGCCAAAGAAUCUGUAUUCUUUAAAGUUCUGCCAGUGAUAAGGUACAGAGGCCAUAACCAAUCUAGAGUGAAAGAAAGCUUCUCUAGACCCUCCCCUCGAGUUUCAGAAAUACACAAAAAAAGAUGCACGAUUUAAGGGAAGAGUGUUUCUUUAGCGAAGAUUUUAAUUAAAAGAAAGAGGUGAUACUGAUUUAAAUAAACAUGGUUAUUUAGAUAUGCCACCAAAGGAAAAGUAUCAGUUUGGCAUGAGAUUAUUUUGUAUAUAUUUACAAACCUGACAAAAGUCUGAAAGUUUAAAAACUAGGUAAGCAUCAGUGAGAUGGGGAGUGAAGGAAUCAAAAAAUAUUGUUGCCAUGGGCCCUGUUUAUGUUUGCCUCUGAUAUUUCAUUUUUAAUAAAGUAUUAUUAAUAGCAGUGUUAAGAUAUCCUGGAGUAGGUUUGGUAGACAUCUAUUUUAUGCUUUCAGCUCUGCUAAGUUCUCUUGUAAUAAUGUGAGAGACGCAUGUGCAGUGAAGAGAGUUCUCAAUUUAACACCAAGUUAGAUAUGAAAGAUGUCCAUAUAUAAGUGUUUCUGUUCUCUCUGCUCGGCCCUAUCCAGACAAAAUGAAAAUAACCUCUCCCUUUCAGAAACAGUACACAGCAGGCAUUUUACUUUGCUGGUAAAAUGAUGUGUGCCAGGACAAUCAGUGUCUAAGGACAGCUAAUUCCUUCUGGGCAGAUGUUGGGAGACCAUCUAACAGUGGUAUCUGGCAGCCACAUGGCACACUAAGAAGCCUUACCCUGGCCUAUGCAAUAGUCUGCAAGAACAAAAUCAUCAGGCUACUAAUUUGCAUCCAUAAGUCAAAAAAAAAUGUGGAUUUUAUGAUAAAUUAGGUGUUGGAUUUUUCCAAGAAAAUUCAUGCUAAAUAUAUAACUUGCAUAAAAUGUUUAUCAACCUAUGCUAUUCACAGGGUGGGGAGAAGAUUAUUGAGAUCACUGAUUAUAUGAAAACCAGAAUAAAUAAAUGUGUUGAAGAAGCAGCAGCAUCUAUUUCAAAAGACUGUACUGGUUAUAAGAAGACUGUGCUCACAUGUGACAAUUGAACACCUGCAACUGUAGAAGUUAUAUGCACUUCCUGAAACUUGACUUUAUCUGGAUUAAAAGAGUCUCAUAAGUUCAUUUCACUUGUUGAAGCUUUACAAGUUUUCUUGUGCACAAACAGAAAGUGAAGCAAUAACUGUUAAUGGGUUGGCUUCAUUAGCUGAAGGCCUUUGCAAUCAGUUAAACAAAACCAGUUUUAUCUCUGUGUCAUCUGAUGCUCCCAAUGGAAAAAUCAGCUAAUACCAAGAAUAGACCAAUAUUUUCAUCCAAUUCAUACAAUCAAAGCAAGCAAUUUUUAAUAAUCCAUCCCACCAACUGUGAAGCAUCUGAUACUACAGAGUCAAUUAAAAAGUUUAAUAUUAAAGAUAAAAUUAUUUUUGUUUUGUGGUGAUACUAUGAAUAAAAAUUUUGGUGGAGUACAUUGUAGUGAUAAAUAUGUUCUUUCUAGAUUAAGAAACUGAUGGCAGAGAAACUGCUUGAAAUUGUUUGUGUUAGACAUAUAAUUAAUAAUAGUGUUCAAAGAGGUAUAUUGCUAGAAUUUAAAACAUAUUUUACCUAUAUAGUUAUUGUAAAUUAUCUACAAAAUUGUUGUGAAGAUGAUGUUCAAGACAAAAGGAUACAUCAACAUGACAGUAUACUUUGCUACCAGACAUCUGAUUAGAAAUGUGUGAGCCUUUGAAGAACAAUUGUGUGAACCAGCCUGUGCCCUCCAAUAGUAUUAAAGUAUUUCAUAAAGUCAGCUAAGCUUGUUUGCAUUUUGUCCAACACUAGUUUGAAAUCCUUAGGCAAAUAUCAAUGAUUACAGUAACAAAACUCCAGCUAUUGGUGCAGUUAGCAAAUCUCACUUAUUGAAAACUGAGCUUGCAAACAGGAAGGUAUUGACAUUUAUUUCCAUGAAAGUAUGGAAGAAGUGAACAAAUUCAAUUUUAAGAGUUCAAACAUCAUAUGACAUUUAAUUUUGAAAUCCUAUGAUUAAGCUCGAGAAUAUAUGUAUUUCUGGGGAUUAAAAAAAACUAUUGAUGAAGCACCAUUUUAAAAAUAAACUUACACUGUGCACCAAAAAGGAACAAAGUUUUGAAAGUCUACAAUUUUGCAGCAUAUAAAUUUGAUUAAACAAUAAAAAUAAUAAAUAAAGGCAAAUUACUUGAUGAGUUUUGUUUGGUAAAAUAUGUUUCCAGUAAUUAUUCUUAAUGAAGCAAAAAUUCAAGAUGUACUAGAAUUAUUGGACUUAAAUAUUUACAGUUUCCCAUGAGAAAAAAAUUAGAACAGAAAAUAUCAUCUAUUUGCUGUAUUGAAUUCUGAGCUUACUAGACACCUCAUAAAGAGUAUUUUCACAAUUAAAAGUGUUGUACAGACAAGAGUCAAUUACAAUUCUCAACACUUUUGAAUGUAUUAACCAUAAGAUGAAACUCUGAGUAA